AUGACUUGUUUCGACAAAACUGGCUACAGCUUGAAGCCUGCUAGGCCUACUUCAAAAAAGGCGUACUCAGCGCUGUUCUAGCGCAUUCGCUCAGUAGACAUCAAUUUGAAAGCAUCCAGUGCAUUUUCCCUGCUGACUUCGGUUUUCAAGUCUGUUUGAACCUGAAAUAUUAGCGAGAAUGAAGGUUUUCAUGUGCCUGCUUCUCCUGAUGGUCGUUGGAUGCACCUUGAUUUUCGCAAUGACGGAAAACGUUUUGGAGUGCGCUGCUGUGGCUGCACCCUUUGGGAUGGAAGAUGGACACAUCCCAGAUGCAAGCAUCACAGUGUCGUCACAGUUCAGCAACUCUUUGGCACCGACCAGAGUUCGGCUAAACUCUCAGGCCGAAAGCGGGACCUCAGGUUGGUGCAAAGGAAAUCUGGAAAUCAGGAGAUCAGGAAAUCAGGAAGUCGAUUCUUGGAUCCAAGUGGACCUCGGUUUCACUUCGAUCAUCACUAGCGUUAUCACGCAGGGGUACGGGGACACCUCAUGGGUGGCAUCGUUCAAAGUGGCCUACAGCGACGAUGGACAAGAAUGGACUGCCGUCACCAAUAAUGGAUCAAGUUUCCCUGGAAACUACGACUCAAACACCCAAGUGACGACUUCUUUCCCGAGAGCGUUCCAGGCCAGGUUCCUGCGCAUCGUGCCUACGGCGUGUACAGAUGAUACCCAAUGCAUCUGUAUGCGAUUCGAGGUCGUCGGCUGUUGUGCAUGUCGAUGUCCUGUUCGGCGAGUUCCGUUCAUCACACAUGUUUAGGAAACCCGCUCUAAUGCUUAAUUGGAAAUAUGAUAACUUAAACACACCAGCAAACAAACCAACCAACAAACAAAUACAUUAAAUAUAAAAUGCAUGACGUUUGCGCUAAGAUUUAAGGACUUAUUCCGGCCUCUUACAUUCUGACUGAGGGCUAUGGUGGACCAGUUCAAAAAUUCUAAACACACAAAAUGACAUAGCCCCCAGCUCUUUAGUGCCAACUUUCCAAUGACCACUCGAGCUCGGGUUUUCCAAUCUUUGCUGAAAAAUAAAUCGGUUUGAUGAAAACUGAUAGUUAAUAGUAACUAACAUUUGCCUUUCUUUCAGAGUCAUAGAGAUUUUGAUUGACACAAAAAUAAUAUAAAAUUUAAUUGCAUAUAAUUAUUGACAUGGGCUAUACAGCAUCGUUGUUUGCAUGUAGUAAAUUAUAAAAGCAGAAUAUUGGGACGGAACACGAACUAUAAAUGUAUAUUCGCCAAUCGUAUGUUCAAACACCAUAGAAAAACAUGCGAGUCGCCCACACUUUUCAUAUUGGGGAAUCUUGGUAGUUGGUCAAAUUUAUCAAAUUAGGUUUUGCCCUUCACCGACGUUUAAAACACUGUAUUGUGACGGAAUAGGAAUUAAGUCACCAACUGUAUGUUUUAAAUACACUAGCACACUGUGAGUCACCCACACUUUGCAUAUAAGGGAUCCUUGUUUCUGAUUGGUCAAUUGAGUUUAUGCACUGUUGUAUGGCAAAGAGAAGUUGUACACUAGCUUAUGGGGCUCAGAGUCUGUAAAAUGGGGUUGCAGGUCUAGGAUUUAGUCAGUUGAUUGCUUGAUUCUCUUAUGAUCAGAAUAAUUGUUAAGGCUCUUGAUUAUGUGGAAUGACAUGACAGAUGAUAAUGAUUAAAGGCUUGACCACCGUACUUGAUUACUGUUUCUGUUCACCAAUUACUAGUCUGUC
Molecule: messenger RNA, 1736 nt
Organism: Patiria miniata (bat star)
Lineage: Eukaryota; Metazoa; Echinodermata; Asteroidea; Valvatida; Asterinidae
Product: lactadherin-like
Exons: 5
Coding region: 179-793 (204 amino acids)
Source: RefSeq, a predicted model, not a curated record